This is a messenger RNA of Sclerotinia trifoliorum, 2506 nucleotides long. The record is from the annotation of a GenBank genome assembly. NCBI's taxonomy places the organism in Eukaryota, Fungi, Ascomycota, Leotiomycetes, Helotiales, Sclerotiniaceae.
GAAGUCUUAUCGCCAAUGAUGGAUGAUUGGUAGGGCUUGAUGAAGUAUGAACACAGAGGACUGUCCCCAGAAAGAUUUACGGCACGAACCAUCAGCAAGGCUGGUGGAUAGAUGCAUACUUAAUCCACCACAAAGUCUCCGUGUACUCCCUCCUUCGAACGGUCGCGAUUAGGGGCAAUGUGACUCGAGCCUCAUCGUUCAAAUUUCCACAUUGGGCCACAUGGCCGCAGUUUAAAGGAUCUUGCCACAAAUGAAGACACUGUCAUACAUUAACCUAUUGACUUCGUGAUGAUGCCUUACUCAGCCACCAGAUUUCAAAUGUUUUUGGGGGCAUUUUGCUAAAACCAUAAUUGAAGCAGAGCCUCAUGCAAUUUCAUGCAAUUUGGCUUGCCAUUGCAGGGCUGCAAUCUUCUCAUUGGGAAGGUACUCGAGGAAUCCCCAAGCACAAAAGUGGUGGGUCUCCCAGAACUGGUUCGUUCAGUCUCUUGAAAAUUUAACUGAAUCAUAAUGGAUGGAAGAUUACUGACACCGUGGGAUCUAGACGUAUCAAGACCCAUGGGACAAUCGACCGGCGAUGAAACCUCACGUUGCUCCAGUCGUUUGGACUCGAUCAUGACCUCGUCGGCCAUCACUCCAAGUACUACUCCAACCAAACAAGCUGAUCGGUCCAUAAGCCACAGCCCAAGUAGCAAUACCUGUCGCGAUAAUCCUUGGAAUAAGAAAUAUAUCCUUACACUAGGUAUAACACAAAUCAAUCUUAACUCUACAGACCCAACUAAUCGAAGACAUACAGAUGGUGGGGGUGUGCGUGGCUUAUCCACUUUAUAUAUCAUCCAACAACUUAUGGUGCUUUGCAGCUCUUUCGAACAGAGCCAAGAUCCACUGGUCCAGUCAAGUUUCCAUCCACGUCAAUUUGAGGAAGGUCAAGGGUCAAAUGUCGGCAACGAAAAUUCGGGGAGCACCAAAUUUUUACCGGUUCAUUAUUUUGACUAUGUCGGUAAGGGAUUGUUACCUCUAUAACAUUAGCAGUCAUGGCCUAAUAUCUUUACAGCGGGUACAAGUACUGGAGGGUUGAUUGCUAUAAUGUUAAGCCGACUACGAAUGAACAUCGAUGACUGUAUCCGAGAAUACCAGGAUUUUGGAGAGAAAAUAUUUGGUCAACCACGAAAACUUUCAAUGCGGGGCCCCAUACCAUGGAACCGGGAAAAAUACGACCACCGCAAGCUCGAGGAGGUUAUAAAAGAUGUCGUCAAAAGGAGAGAUUGGAAACAAGAUCAGUUUACAGAUUCUGUUUUUUAUUCUAACCCAGAGCGCUGUCGAACGUAUGCCUCCAGAUUCUCUUUAGCUUUAUCGUACUAAUUUUCAAAGAAUCGUAUUUGCAGUCAGAGAAAAUGCAUCCGCUAAUGCGCCCUACCUCUUUCGAACAUAUGAGCAUCUCAAAUCACAAUCCAACUCUUGUGAAGAACUUAAUCCGGGCCGCCCUCACUAUAUCCCUAUAUGGCAAAUCGCUCGAGCAACAACUGCAGCACCGACAUACUUCAAACCAUCUCAAAUCAACAAAGAACGGUUUGUAGAUGGCGGAUAUGGCUAUAAUAACCCCACCUUGCGAGCAUUUUCGGAGGUCGAGCAAGUUCAUGGCGAAGGUACCACCGCCCUCAUACUUAGCAUCGGUACUGGUCGACCUACAAAAGUUGCGCCAAUAGCCAGGAAAGAUAGUGGACUAAUAAAUCGCUAUCGACAAAUGAUUAAAUACACCGCAGCUACAACUACCGACUCGGAGCCCAUCCAUGAACAUGUUAAGGGCCUGACCUCGGGUCGAUGUACUUAUGAGCGUCUCAAUGUCGACGGCGGGCUCGGUGAUAUAAAUCUUGGGGAGUGGCGUAUUCAUAAUAAGAAAAACAUGACGCUUGAAACGAUACGAGAACAAACACUUGCAUAUCUCGAUCAACCCGAGGUUAGUAUACGAAUGGAAAAAGUCGCUAAAAUGCUAGUGAAAAAUCGCCAAGAGAGGUCUAGGACUCCUAGAUGGGAUAUUGUGGCUACAGGUCAUAGAUACCACUGUCCUGAGGGAUGCGACAAAGAGAUGAUCUUUACAAGGGAAGAUGAUUUGAGAGCCCAUCUUUGUGGUGCUCAUGGGUUUUCUAGUACCCCUCGGGACUCGGAUGAGUGGAUUAGACUGGAGAAGGCGAUAAACACGGGGAGAAUCUUGCAUGCCGAUUAGAAUGUUGUAUCUGUUGUACCUGCAUUUCUUUACUUGCUUCUAUAUUUUGCAUUUUGUGGGAGACUUAUGAUUGGGUAAUAAUGCAAGGAAAUAUGUCAGGGCUUGGUCUGAGUGAUUUGGAGAAUAAGGUUGGCGUUGAUGUUUGUUUUAAGAUACCACGUUGUUUUUCUUUAUGAAGAGGCUCAAUUCUCUCAUGGUUGAUUAUAUUAUUUUGCCCAUUAUGGAUAUCUAUGUACCAAUUUAAAGAUGUGGAGGUCCAUAUAGACAGUAAAACCGUCCCAAUAA